Molecule: messenger RNA, 4190 nt
Organism: Pristis pectinata (smalltooth sawfish)
Lineage: Eukaryota; Metazoa; Chordata; Chondrichthyes; Rhinopristiformes; Pristidae
Gene: nrd1a
Product: nardilysin a (N-arginine dibasic convertase)
Exons: 31
Coding region: 350-3550 (1066 amino acids)
Biological process (GO): proteolysis
Molecular function (GO): metal ion binding; metalloendopeptidase activity
Source: RefSeq, a predicted model, not a curated record
CAUCUCUCCCUCCCCUGGUCUGUUGGUGGGGGUGAGUGUCGUGGACGGUUUGGCGAUGAGAGAAGACGCCGGGGUCAGUUAAGGGUCAGUGAGAACUCCUCCCUGCUAGAGAUCCCCGCCACAUCCUCUCCCGUUCACACCCUGUUUUUUAUUUGUAACAACCCCCCCCCCCCACCCCGCCACGGGACUGGUUGAAUUUUUUAAAGGGUCGUUUGCAAUAUUUACGCCGUUUGCAAGUUUGGUUGGCCGGAGGUGUGGGCCGAGGCUUUCGGCGGGGAACGGCAGCGGGUGUCGGUGGGCCGCCCUGAGCGCUUCUUCCGUCUCCCGGUUCGGUCGGCGCGGCCUGGCCAUGCCGGUCAGGAAUAAAUCCAAAACGGCCACCAGGGACUCGGGCCAGAAUGUAGAUCGUGGCUCGGAGGAGGAAGAGGAAUUUAAACCCGAAAAUAACCGAGGCGAUCCGGACAUCGUCAAAUCUCCCAGUGACCCCAAAGAGUACCGAUAUAUCAAACUAGAAAAUGGUCUAAAAGCACUCUUAAUCUCGGAUAUGUCCAUUGAUAAGUCUGAAUCGGAAAUGCAGAUUGAGGAAGAUGAAAGUGAUAGUGAUGAUGAUAGUUCUGAGAGUUUGUCAAAUGAUGAUUCUGCUGAAGAUUCAUCAGGGGACUAUGAAGAAGAUGAAUUUGAAGAUUCACAACAUUGUACUGGGAAAAAGAAAUCAGAAAAGCAGUCAGCAGCUGCCCUUUGUGUUGGGAUUGGAAGUUUUAGUGAUCCCGAUGACCUUCCAGGAUUGGCACACUUUUUGGAACACAUGGUCUUUAUGGGGAGUGAAAGAUAUCCUGAUGAGAAUGGUUUUGAUGCCUUUCUGAAAAAACAUGGUGGUAGUGACAAUGCAUCAACUGAUUGUGAGCACACUGUGUUUCAGUUUGACAUCCAGAGAAAGUACUUUAAGGCUGCCCUUGAUAGAUGGGCACAAUUUUUCAUUGGCCCCUUAAUGAUCCAAGACACCAUUGACAGGGAAGUAGAGACUGUGGAUAGUGAGUUUCAGCUUGCUAUGCCAUCUGAUUCGAGUAGAAAAGAAUUAUUAUUUGGAAGUCUUGCUAGACCUGGUCAUCCUAUGGGAAAAUUCUUUUGGGGAAAUUCCCAGACUUUGAAACAUGUACCAAAAGAGAAGAACAUUGAUACCUAUGCUAGACUUAAAGAGUUUUGGAAGCGUCAUUACUCUGCUCAAUACAUGACUCUGGCUGUCCAAUCAAAAGAAAGCCUGGAUACUUUAGAAGCUUGGGUGAAGGAAAUUUUUUCUCAAAUACCAAACAAUGGUCUUCCCAAACCAGAUUUUUCUGAUGUCGGGGAUCCCUUUGAUACACCUGCUUUUAAUAAACUUUAUAGAGUUGUCCCUGUGAAGAAUGUUCACUCUCUGAAUAUAACAUGGGCACUGCCACCUCAGAAACAGUAUUACAGGAUAAAGCCACUCCAUUAUAUAUCGUGGCUUAUCGGACAUGAAGGUAAAGGCAGUAUCCUGUCCCUGCUUCGGACAAAGUGCUUAGCUCUUGCCUUAUUUGGAGGAAAUGGUGAAACUGGAUUUGAACAAAAUUCAACAUAUUCUGUGUUCAACAUCUCAAUUACGUUAACUGAUGAUGGCUACCAGCAGUUCUAUGAGGUUGCACAUAUUGUGUUUCAAUACAUGAAAAUGUUACAGAAUCUUGGUCCUCAGGAGAGAAUUUAUAAAGAGAUUCAAAAGAUUGAAGAUAAUGAAUUCCAUUACCAGGAGCAGACUGAUCCCAUUGAUUUUGUAGAAAAUGUCUGUGAAAAUAUGCAGCUUUUUAAAAAAGAAGAUUUUCUCACUGGAGACCAAUUACUGUUUGAGUACAAGCCAGAGGUUAUUGCUGCUGCUUUUUCCCAACUCAUCCCACAAAAAGCAAAUUUGAUUCUUCUUUCUCCCAACAAUGAAGGGAAAUGCACUCUAAAAGAGCAGUGGUUUGGGACAUCAUAUGAUGUUGAAGAAAUUGACAAAUAUUGGGCUGGAAUAUGGGCAAGUGAUUUCCAAUUGAAUCCCGCCCUUCAUCUGCCAGAAGAGAAUAAAUACAUAGCAACUGAUUUUACACUGAAGAAUUCUGAUUGUACAGAUACCAUGUAUCCAGUGAAAAUUUUAGAUAAUAAGAGUGGAUGCUUAUGGUACAAAAAGGAUACUAAGUUUCAAAUUCCUAAAGGUUACAUCCGAUUCCACUUGAUAUCGCCUCACAUUCAUAAGUCUGCAGAAAACUUGGUGCUGUUUGACUUGUUUGUAAAUAUUGUAGCUCACAACUUAGCUGAACCGGCAUAUGAAGCUGAUGUUGCUCAGCUGGAGUAUAAACUAGUGGCUGAAGAGCAUGGAUUAGUCAUCAAAGUGAAAGGAUUUAACCACAAACUUGGGCUUCUGUUUCAACUCAUCAUUGAUCAUCUGGCUGACUUUGCAACCACUCCAGAUGUAUUUGGAAUGAUUGUGGAACAAUUAAAAAAGAGUUACUUCAAUGUUCUAAUCAAACCUGAGAAACUGGGAAAAGACGUACGUUUAUUGAUUCUGGAACAUGAACGGUGGUCUUUGAUGCAGAAGUACCAGACCUUGAUGAAAGGUGGAAUCUCAAUCGAAGCACUGAUGUCAUUUGUGAAGAACUUUAAGUCCCACCUUUUUGUAGAAGGACUAGUGCAAGGAAAUUUCACAAGCAAAGAGUCUGUUGAAUUUCUAAAUUAUAUUGUGAAGAAGCUGCAGUGCAAGCCACUUGUGAAGAACAUACCUGUCCAGUUCAGGGUUGUGGAAUUACCUAAUAAGCCACAUGUGUGCAAAAUAAAGUCUCUAAACAGAAAUGAUGCCAAUUCAGAGGUCACUGUUUAUUAUCAGUCAGGUUGUCACAAAGUAAGGGAAAAUGCCCUAAUGGAACUACUUGUUAUGCACAUGGAAGAACCUUGCUUUGAUUUUCUGAGAACGAAAGAAACACUUGGGUACCAUGUGUAUCCUUCCAGCCGAAAUACAUCUGGAAUCUUGGGAUUCUCUAUCACAGUGGAAACACAGGCAACAAAAUUUAAUACCGAAGUAGUAGACAAGAAAAUUGAAGAAUUUUUGAAGAGCUUUCAUAAAAAACUAACAUCAAUGAGUCAAGAUUCCUUCAAUGCUCAGGUAACUGCAUUGAUUAAGCUUAAGCUAUGUGAAGACACGCAUCUAGGAGAAGAAGUGGACAGAAACUGGGAUGAAGUUUUUACACAGCAAUAUCUGUUCGACAGGCUUACCCAUGAGAUUCAAGCUCUUAAGUCAUUCACCAAAGCAGAUUUGGUGAAUUGGUUCAGUGAUCAUCACGGACAGAAGAGUAAAAAACUUAGUAUUCAUGUAAUUGGAUCUGGGCAGCAUGAACCGGAUAAGAUCACUGACUCCACAUUGGAAUGUCAUUCUGUGGGUGGAGAAAAUCCUCGGCUCACUUUUGUACCUGUCUCUCCUCUGAUGAAACAUGCAAUUCCCAUUAAUGACAUCUCUGCUUUUACUUCAAGUCUAAAGCUUUACAACUUUCAUAAAAUUUUGAAAUGAGUUUGUCAGUUGGAUAAAACCACAAGAACAUUGCAGUGCAUUGCUAAGAAUGUGCAGUUGAUAUGUAAAAUGAAAUCUAAUUAGUGUUUCUGCUUUGAGGAAAGGCAUUCCACCAGGAACUGGUGGUAUUUCAAACAUAAGUGUGUUAAUAAAUCUAAGAGUUUAUUUUGAGGGUUGUGCUUUCACAGAUCAUCCAAUAAUGAUGCAGUUGCAUCAGAAUUCAUUUGAGGCACAGAUACAAGUAAAUAUUUAAAUGAUAAUGCACUUUGGUUUGCCAUUACUUCACUUUAUGGGGGGAAAAAGUCACAACAGUUAAGCAAUGAUUCUUUUGAGAGGAGGUAUUGUGAAUGCUCCAUGUACAUAGUAAGCCUCAAACCUGACAAGCCAGUUCUGCAUGAGAAGUAAUCAUUAGUUUAUUCAGCCAUGGUUAAUUCUCCAAAGAGACUGGGGUUCUUAAAAACCAAACUGAUACUUUUACGAAGAAAAAAAAUAACUAAUCCUUAAUGCAGUGAGUGAAUUGUUUUGAACCUGUGUUGUUUGUUUUAUUGCUUUCUAGUUCUGGUGGGGAGUAGGGACAUUUUAAAUCUCCUGUAUGAAUUACUGAUUCUGUAAUCAGAAUAAAUACAAUCCAUACAUUGAA